AUGCGGAUAUUGAUAAUCGGUUCGAUUCUCUGCUGGUUUUGUCUGGCGAAAGACAAUGUCCCAAUCAUUGUCACUCCACCGGUGCUGCGGUUGAACUCGACAAACACAAUUUUCAUCACUCCAUUGCAUCGAGUCAAUGGACCAGCGGAUAUCAAAGUGAAGGUCCAUGAGUUGCUUCAAAAUGGAAACUAUCAAACCGAGUACCGGCAUGCAAAGGGGAAAAUCUCAGGUCACGCUCACCCGGUUUCAUUCAAAGUCAACAAUGAUGCUAUUGAGGCGAAUCUCACUGUUACGGUAUCCGGCCAUGUUGAGCAACAAAUUCGUCUUCUUGUGGCCCCGGAUUUGAGAACGAUUUAUUUAAAAACAGACAAAGGAUUCUAUAAAGCCGGCGAAACGAUCAAUCUCCGCUCUGUACCAAUCACGAUCAAUGGAGAGAUUUAUGUUGGACAAAUCGAGUAUGCAUUGGUGAACCCUGAUGGAUUUGAAUUGACAAAGCAUGUGGUUUCCGCUCCGAAUACUCCAUUGUCUCUAACAUUCGAUUUACCUGAACAUCUCUUUUAUGGAGAAUGGCAAAUUAAAGCACGGCCGAUCAACUCACAGAAUCAACCUUUAUUAAACUUUGCUGUCUCGUUUCAAGUCACGGAUUACGCUCUUCCACCAUUUGUUCUUGAUUUUCAAAUUCUUGACGGUGAUUCAAUGACGGAAACUAAAUUGACAGCAAAUGCACAUUACUUCCACGGUGGCCUUGUUUCCGGAUCGGUGACGUUGAAUUGCUUCGAUCCCGACUCUCAAACUCCACACGAGAAGCAACUCCAUCAACCGCUACUCGUCGGCGAGGUUGGUGGCUUUGAUAUC
Molecule: messenger RNA, 855 nt
Organism: Mesorhabditis belari
Lineage: Eukaryota; Metazoa; Nematoda; Chromadorea; Rhabditida; Rhabditidae
Source: the annotation of a GenBank genome assembly